This is a messenger RNA of Procambarus clarkii (red swamp crayfish), 2703 nucleotides long. Its product is annotated as alpha-2C adrenergic receptor-like. The record is from RefSeq and is a predicted model, not a curated record. NCBI's taxonomy places the organism in Eukaryota, Metazoa, Arthropoda, Malacostraca, Decapoda, Cambaridae. Gene Ontology annotation, cellular component: plasma membrane. Gene Ontology annotation, molecular function: G protein-coupled receptor activity. Gene Ontology annotation, biological process: adenylate cyclase-activating adrenergic receptor signaling pathway.
GCGCCACGCAGUCAUAGAGAACGGACGCGUGUUCCACACCUUUCCUCGCACUCGGCUCAACAUUACCCAUCCCAACCGGUUUACCUUACUCCCCUACCCCCCUCCACCACACCCCUCCAGGCGAACCUCGUGUACGUACUUCACACACACACACACACACCAGUGUCUGCGUCAGUUACCGGUGUCGGGGCGUGAGUCAGCCAUCACUAUGAAGGAGGUCCCGGUACUGACCUGUCCUCGUACUCCACCGGGCGGUGCGAGAGAGGGAUUUUUCGUAACGAGAUGAUUCGUAUGUGGUGGUGGCGGUGUGGGAAUGUUUUUUCGGCUCACUUGAGUUACACACGUGCAUAGCCCAUCAGUCCAUCAGGAUGGUGAUUAGAAGAUACAAGGAUUGUUUCAUCCUACUCCUAGGAUUGCUGAGUGCUUCGAAGCUUCGUUCUAUCACAGGAUAAAUUUAAAUAAGAGAAGGUGUAAAAUAUUUCAACUGAUGACUAGUACAAAAUUAUUGAUGUCACUCCUUCACAAAUAAUAAUAUAAUGUUACUGAAGAUAAUGUUAUUUAAGCCAAUUACGCAUUGUAAUUUUGAAAACAAGUUAGCCUAGAACCAUUAUUGCAAUAAACUGGUGCUUAAAUUACAAUUAGCAUUUAUUCAAAAUCCUUUACAGAAAAAUACAAUAUAUAUAUAUAUAUGUCACCAAUCACAUAAGACCAGAUUGCGUCAACAAUUACAUAUUAUAUACAUAAAUCACAGAUUUUCUGCAAGAAAGUGAAGAGAAAAAAAAUUGCGUUAAGCCAAUGAAUAAGUUUAUGUUGCGUGUGAGUAUUAUUAUUAUUCCCACAUUUUACUACUGGCAGGUAGAAAGUAACAUCACUGUCCCGUCUGAAAUUUUUGUUGGGUGAUUGUGAGACGCUGGACACAAGCAAUGAACAGCGGGAGCAGGAAACUUGAAGCCUAUUGUGUUGUCAUCCUUCACUAGUAGCAUCAUGUGAUGGCAGCCUUCACUAGUAGCCUCGUGUGGUGGCAGCCUACCCUAGUAGCCUCGUGUGGUGGCAGCCUACCCUAGUAGCCUCGUGUGGUGGCAGCCUACACUAGUAGCCUCGUGUGGUGGCAGCCUACCCUAGUAGCCUCGUAUGGUGGCAGCCUACCCUAGUAGCCUCGUGUGGUGGCAGUCUUAACUAGUAGCCUCGUGUGGUGGCAGCCUACCCUAGUAGCCUCGUGUGGUGGCAGCCUACCCUAGUAGCCUCGUGUGGUGGCAGCCUACCCUAGUAGCCUCGUGUGGUGGCAGCCUACACUAGUAGCCUCGUGUGGUGGCAGUCAGCACUAACCGCUGUUGGGAUGAGCGCUUGCAUGUGACAAGAUCAAGAAGUUUUCCAGCCGACGAUAGAAUGUUUCCCACCUGGGGAGUGUGUAAUAUUUCAAGGGAUGUAGGUGAGUGUUGCAAUCUGUACAGCUUUGAAGAGACGGAAAAGGAGUACAUAUGAAAAAAUCAUCGAAGAGCAAAAUGGUUUAUUUCAAAAUCGAAGCAUAUUCAAGAAGAAGAAAUCAAUGUCUAUUUUAAUUUAUUUACAAGAAUUUUUGACCAAAUUAGAAGUACACUGUACUGAAAAAAAUCGAAAAUAUCUUUAGUGCAAGAGAAAAUUGAAGAAAUUUAUUUUUUCUUUUAAAUGAAUGAACUCGUCUACAAGAGCAAAUAUGUAGACUUCUAUCUUCAUAUUGGUCCAAAGGGGGUGACUAAAUUUCCCACAACCCGCCAAGGACCUUUCACCAAGCCUUACUCGACAACAUUCUGGCUUCUCAACUUUCUGCAUCUCGUCUUGUCUGUCAUCUCCCGUUUUUGGUCCUCCCGUCUACCAGUCUUCCCAGAUCAGCCUGCGACAAGCCUGAUUUGUCUAAAUCCAAUGUCUCUUAGUUGUCAAAACAAGAUCUGAACCAUGGAUGGCUUAACUGUCAACCUUACAGCUGAAGUAGAGGAUUCUUCCGGUUUCCUGGAGUAUGGAGGUAUAUACGACCAAGGGUUGGAAGUUUUCGACACGAACGGGUCCUUAGCGCUGACCAACGACACGAACAAUGGGACCUAUUGGGUGUAUCCCUGGGGUGGGUCCAUGUACCCUUCGGGCUACAGUACCCUGGAGAUCGUCGUCAUCACCGUUAUCAUCACUGUAGCUAUGAUUGUGGUGGUGGUCGGUAACAUGCUGGUUAUCAUCGCCAUCGCUACAGAGAAAGCACUAAAAAAUAUCACCAACUGGUUCAUCGCCUCCUUGGCAGUGUCGGACUUUCUGUUAGGGCUCGUUAUCAUGCCCUUCAGUCUCGCCAACCUCCUGAUGGGGUACUGGAUGUUUGGGGACCUCUGGUGCGAGCUACACGCCGCUAUAGACGUCCUUUUAUCAACAGCUUCCAUAAACAAUAUCUGCCUCAUCUCGUUAGACCGCUAUUGGAGCAUUACACACGCAGUGGCCUACCUGAAGAAGAGGACCCCCGAGCGUGCAGCCAUCAUGAUCGUGGCGGUGUGGCUCUUCUCCGGGUUGGUCUCCAUCCCGCCUUUGCUAGGCUGGAAAGAAGUACGAGCACCUGAGGAAUUCCCCAAAUGCACGGUAAGUAGCUGCGACAAUCUCAACAACCCUCUGCUGCCUCCAUGGGAAGGUUGUCGUCAUUACCAAAUAUAUCGGGUUCGAUCUUUGAUUGACUAAAAUAUUGGGUCUAAA